CUCGUCAACGCUCUUUCUGAUGAUAGGCAAGUUGUGGUAUUAUUUCCUGGCUUUAAGACCUUGGUCGUUUCAAGCGGCUAUUCCUUCAGUUACUUUAGGCUCUUUGCUGUCUUGGAAGUAUCAGGAUAGAUGGGACUUUUCCAAGUUAUUUCUUUCACUUGCUGUAACAUUGAGUCUUCAGGGAGCUGCUAAUCUUUUAAAUACUUACUUUGACUAUGUCAAAGGUUAUGACACCGAAGAAUCCUAUGGCGAUCCAACUUUGGUUCGCGGUUUACUUAACAUUUUCGAAGUCUGGAUACUUGCAUCCAUAAUGUAUUUCUGUGCUUGCCUUUCUUUAUAUUUUCUAGAAGUAGUAACUCAUUUAAACCUGAUCACGCUUGGAAAGUUGUUUUGGGUAGGACUCAUUUUGACGUAUAUGUAUAAUGGAGGCAUCAAAGGUUUCGCUCUAAAGUACUUUGCUUUGGGAGACUUCGCCAUCUUCGUUUCUUUUGGGCCCAUGAUGGCUGUUUUUGGUUAUCUGAGUCAGUGUGGUGAAUAUAGUUGGUUACCUGUGUGGUAUUCCAUUCCAGUGGGACUUCGAGUUGAAGCCAUCUUGCAUGCCAACAAUCACAGAGACCUUGAGUCAGACAGAAGAAAUGGUGCUAUAACUGUUGCCAACUUGUUAGGAAAUACCUUAUCUACUCUGUUUAUGUUUAUCUUGUUGUUUUUUCCAUACAUUUUCUGCGUAUUGCAAGCGCGCUUUCUUAGCACUUGGUAUUUGGCCCCCUUGCUUUCCAUCCCGUCUGCUUGGCACUCGUUUUUGAUAUUUCAAAAAGAAAAUCGACGAGAUAUUCCUGCGGUAAUUGCCAAGCAACAUAGUUUAUUCUCGUUACUUUAUCUAUUGGCAGUUUACAACCAGGGAACUGUUUAAUUAAAAAAGCGUUUAUUAUCAAAAGGAGAAAGGUUUCAAAAAUUGCACGGUCACCUACGAGAGGUGAACGCGCUGGAAUUGGAGUAGUUUUCAAUUAGCAAUAGUCGCCCAUCGGUAAAACCUCACUUGGGAGACAUUGCCCGUGCGCAAAGACGCUAAAAAAAAAAAUGGGAACUGGGCGUAAUUUAAAACAACGCUGAAAAUUAUUUUGGUGUUGGGACAAUGGAUGAAAGGGGGGGGGGCAAAACUCUGCCACACUGCUUGAUGGUUUCUUUGAGAAGGUAACCACAACCAUAAUUGAAACAGGCUGAAUAGCACUUGCUUUUAUUCCUGAUGUCUUCUUGAAGGACUUUUUGGAAAUUCCUACAGACGGAGUUCCUUGUAAUAGUUGCAAAGGAACGCAGUGGAACUCGAUAAGAUCGAGACUGUCAUAUGGAAAGAGUCCGUUUGUAUUGAUAGGUUUAUUGAAAUGAAAAACUUGACAUAUGAAGGUUUGAUCGGUAAACUUUUCUCGUCAUUGCCUCCGUCAUCUUAGCUCUAUUUAGA
Galdieria sulphuraria is the source of this 1456-nucleotide messenger RNA. RefSeq names its product 1,4-dihydroxy-2-naphthoate octaprenyltransferase. Gene Ontology annotation, molecular function: prenyltransferase activity. Gene Ontology annotation, biological process: menaquinone biosynthetic process; vitamin K biosynthetic process. The record is from RefSeq and is a predicted model, not a curated record. Gene Ontology annotation, cellular component: endoplasmic reticulum; Golgi membrane. The transcript has 2 exons. NCBI's taxonomy places the organism in Eukaryota, Rhodophyta, Bangiophyceae, Galdieriales, Galdieriaceae. Bases 20 to 910 code for a protein of 296 amino acids.